GCGCUGUAUAAUCUUUACGGUCAGGGUCAACGAAACGUAGCAUGUGUUGUGUUGCGUACACUGUACACGCGCUUUGUGUUAACCGGCCAUAUUGGAAUGCACACUGUAGUGAUUGCACCAUCCACGACGGCAGCGGCUGCUACGAUUUCGCGGGCGGUGGGUGGGUGGUGGUGGUGUUGCUGGUGAACGUUUUUACAAUUCUACCUUCUACCCGGCGAUUUGAUUUUCGCUACGUCGGAGGUUUCAAAGAGAAACAAUAGUAAUAACGUUGCACAGACGAUCAAUAAUUGUAAAAAUACAUCACGAUUUACGGUGUCGAACCGCGUAGCAAUGGGAACAAUAAUCGUAUGAAAACGUGACAAAAAAUUUCACCGGAUAGUAGCCGCCGCCGCCGCCGCCGUCGCAACCGGCCGACGACACCGGAAGCCGAGUUCGGCAGAAAUAAUAGGGACAAUAAUAUUGUACGCGCUCGUACGGUUAUUUUUUUCCCCUCUCGCGACAUCAACGCGCGCGCCAUUUACGCACGACGAUUUUUCGUGGUAUCGUACUCGGGCCGCCGGAUCGUGUAAACACAACGUUACUCGCGCACGCACGCCGCCGGUCAACCGGACAAUCGUCUGUUCACUCGCUCACACUCACACGUACACAUGUAAUAUUAUUUUUAUUUCGUACGCACACGCACGCACACACGCACGAAUGCCGCGCGCGCAUUCAUAUCUCUACGGAUAAUAAUAAUAGUAAUAAUAAUAAUCAUAAUUAUACGAAAAGUGAUAAAUGCGUCUAUAUCUCGCGGAGGAAUCGUUCGACAGUGGAUUACGACAACAACAACAAUGCCGAUGUCGCCGUGUUAGUUUUGUUAUUAAAUCGUGAUAAUGAUAAUGCGUUCGCCGCUCCCGUUCGAACCGGAUUCGAAGUGCCGAAGUGUUUUGUAGCUUGUAGUUUCUACGCGAUCGCGGGACAUGAUCUGCGCAGCAGCACCAAUCGCUUGUUGAAUCGACUACCCUCGCCGUGACAUGCACCCAGUUUCGUCUGACUGGGUCCAUAUGAUCUCCAAGAGUCUAGGACUAAGAUGAGUGGCGGCGCAAGCCCAAGCUCUGCGUUGCCUAAAAAGAAGAAGAAAAGCGACGCCAAGGGUCAAUCUCAACUAAAUAAGUGCACUAAUGAAAAACGUCGACGAGAACUAGAAAACAUAUACAUUGAGGAACUGGCCGAGUUGAUCUCAGCUAGUUUUGCGGACAUGAAUUCCUUGUCUGUAAAACCUGAUAAGUGCGCCAUUUUGCAGGAAACUGUGAAACAGGUGCGAGCCGGGGCUCAUAGGAUUUGCUCUGAACAAACAAAAAAUUGUUUAAUUAGUACAGAAUCUGCUGUUCAGCAAGGUGAAGUAUCUUCUUCAAAACCUACUAGAUUAUCAAAUACUCAAUUAGCACCGUUGUUACUCUCGGUAUUAGACGGAUUUUUAUUUGUUGUAAACGCAGAAGGUCAAAUAGAAUUUGUUACAGAAAAUAUUCAACAAUUUCUACGCUUUAAUAAAGAAGAACUUCUUGGUAAGAGUGUUUAUAAUAUUAUACACCACGGUGAUCACACCCGGUUUGGCUCUCUUUUAAACAAACCUUUGUUAUACUACGAUUCGUCAAUUACUUCACCGGGUUCUAAUCAAUCAACAACUCCUCUUAUGGAACAAUCGCCUUCUGGUUCCAAAGGAAACGAUUGGAAUCAGAGGAUUACGACAAAUUUUAAUUGUCGAUUGUUAAUCAAAUCGCCAUCUGAUCAAGAUCAAACCAUUGAAGAAAAACAAACAAGCGUGUCCAAGUACGAGACAUUACAGAUUUCGUCAACAAAAAUGAACGGAAGAAUGGUUGAUGACGAAGAAAGCAUAGAUGGCAGUAGUCAGAAUUUAUUAUGCAUAGCACGUCGAGUUUCAUUUGAUGAAAAACAUCUAAGUCCACCUUUAGAGCAAUUCACCAUUAAACUCGAUAAACAUGGCAAAAUCCUAGCUUUAGACCUUAAAGAUGUGUCUGAAACUUAUGCUCAACACAUACAUAAGGAUAGUUUAGUUGGCAGAAUGUUACAAGACAAAUGUCAUAAAAAUGAUAUAAUAAAAGUCACCAAUCACUUACAAGAUACCCAACGAUUUGGAAAUAAUACCAGUCCAGUCUACAAAUUACACUUAGUUGAAGAUAGUUAUGUAAAUGUUCAAACUAAAUCUAAAUAUUUCAAAAGUAAUGAAAACCAUGAAAUGGAAGACUUUAUAAUGGCAGCACAUUCAAUUAUUGGUGAUGGUGAAGUAUGUGCUAUAAUUGAGAAAAAUGCUGCUCGUGCAGCCGCCGCUGCAGCAGCGGUAGCAGCAGCAGCAGCCGUAACUGACCCACUGAGUACCUCAUUAAAUGGAUCUGAUGCAUUAAUGGCUAACAAUAUGGAUAAUAGUCAAUCUGAAUCCAAAUUCAGUAAUAAUGAUUCUAAUAUGGCUCCAUCGACUGAUCUCAGUUUCUCCGAUUUUGGAAUAUUUCCAAGCACAACGUUUGGUGAUAUACUGCAAGAGAAUAAAUGGUCUGAACCAUCUACAAGUUCUGUUGAUGGACCUUCCAGAACUACAUCAGUGCCUAGCCCAGCUACUUCAGUGUCAACUAAUCCCCAUACUCCUGUGUCACAAACACAAUACUCUUCUUUUCCCUUUAGUCCACUCAUAUCGUCACCAAAGGAUUCUUAUGACUCCUCUGGUAGUGUUGACAGAACGGAGUCGGCUAGAUUACGCUCAUUGUUGUUAAUGACAACACCCAAACGAACAGAUAGUCUAUCAGACGAGAGUAAUGUGACAAAGAAUAACCAAAACAUACUAAAAGGAUUGUUGAAGCCUAAUGAAAUAGCAUCACAAAGUGCAGAUGAUGAUUCGACUCAUCACAGCACUCCACCAAGUCCUGCUAAUGUACAAGCAUCACACAAUAAUUCUAACUUCAAUGAUGCUCCUUCAACUCCAAAUAGUGCUACUACUAGCAAUAAUAAUAACAACAUGUUGCUUAAGUUAUUAAAUAACAAAAGCGAGGAUGAAGAUAUUGAAGCACGAGCAGGUCUUAAAAAACAAAAUGAUCUUCUGCAACAAUUGCUGAAAGAUGAUGAUAAUGUUAGGCAGCAUAAAAUCAUGCUUGAGCAAAAUGAUCACUCAAAUGAAGAUUCAAUUCUAAAUAGUAUGGGUUUCCGUAUUAUUCCACCAACAUCACCAGAUAGUCAUAAUCAUGGUCGGAAACGUAACAGUAUAAGUGCUGAUGAUGAAAAUGAUCAUCCACCAUUAAAACGCACUAAUAGCUCUGGUGGAAGUUCAGGACCUUCAGUACUCGAUUCAUUAUCUAGUCCUAGUGGUUCUCAGGCUCAAGUUACCAAUAGCAAGCUACGUGAACGAAACAAAAUGCUUGCUUCAUUGUUAGCCAAAAAUCCAACUCCUACUGCUAUACCAGCAAUACCUGCUUCAGUUAUUUCAGCUACACCACAGGACAAAUUAGUUACUAUUAUAAAACAACAGCAUCAACAACAGCAGCCACAGUCUGCUGCUAACUGGAACGUAAAUAGUGGCCAACAUUCAAUGAAUUUAUUACAAAGCAUGCAGCAACCUCAGCUUCAAAAUCAUCAACGAAUUUUAUUGCAAAAAAAUCAACAACAAGGCAUCCAAGGUCAAAAUCAAAUUCAGUUACAACAAAUGCGACAAGUCACAUCUUCAGCAAGUAGUGGUGGUUAUGGUGCUCAGUUGAGCAACAUAGCUGAAUCAAAUAGUAACUCCUUACCAUUUAAUUCAGAUCCUGAAUUGUCUGAAUUGUUGGAAGAAGUUAUGGACAUUAUGAAUGUCUCUUCAGAUAAUUCAACACUGUUAAACUUAUUUAACAUUUUGGAAACUACAAGUGCACCUAAUCCAGUUGGACCCAGCACUACCAACCAAAAUUCAUUUAAUUCUAUAAUGAAUGAAAAAAUGGCUGUUAAUGCUAUUCAAAAAUCUUUAAUGCAAGUUGAAUCUUCAGUGAAAUCGCCUCAACCAUUGAAUUAUGGCUCUCCAGCUGGUAGUAAUCUACAUACACAAAAUCAAUUUAUUCCACCUCCAGCAUAUCAACCACAACAAAAAACAUCUGUUAGAUUUAAUCAACAACCAAGAAUGGCUGGAAUACCAUCAUAUUCUAAAACUGUCCAAACACCACCUUUGCAACAACAACAGUUAUUAUUGCAACAACAGCAACAGCAACAAAAACAAAGGUUAAUACAACAACAACAACAAAAACAAAGGCUUUUACAGCAGCAGCAGCAGCAAAAAAUCAUGGUUGUAACGACAAACGCUGCAUCGUUACCAUCUCCAGAUGCUACUAGAGCUUUACAAACAAUAGAUUCAUUAUUAAAUAACUCUGGUCCACCUAAUGUUGCAUUACAACGUUCCUCUAGUGUACCUGAUUCACAAUCUCAACUAAGUCCAGUUUAUGCUGCAUCCAGCAGCCAGUUGCUCAAUUCAUCUCAGAUCUCACCUUCAUCUAACCGACAACAACCUCCAUAUUCAACUCUUACUCAACAGUCAUUUCCUAUAUUAAAUUAUGGAACUACUACACAAACUCAAACGACCACUCAAGCGCAACAAAUUGUUCAACAAACUACUUCAAGAAUGUCUCCAUCAACACAUUCUCAAUACCAAAAUCCUAUCAACCCUUGUGUAAAUCAACAACAGCAGCAAACGCAAAGUUUAUACCUAAACCAAACGCAACAACCUGGAGUGUGGUCUCAACAAAGAUUAACUUUGCAUCAACAACAGAAUCCUAUGCUUAAUGCUCAAUUGCAGAUAACUGGUAGUUUCAACAAUAAUAAUGCAAGACAAAAUUUUAUUAAUCAACAACAGGGUCAUGGAGCUAAUCGUGUAUUAACAAGCCCAGUUAGUUAUAAUUCAGAAGUACCACCCAGUACGAAUUGUCAACCACAACAACAACAGCAACAACAAUAUAGGUUGCCUAGAAAUAUAAAUAUGACAACUGCCAAUUCACAAAUCCCUGGUGGAAAUAAUGGUGUCACUGAAUUUACUAGGAAUGAACUUAGAGCAUUUGUAGGAGUUCGCAGCCAACAACAAAGUGGUACACGUUUAACUAGCCAAUUAUUGCCUGGACAAAAUGUUACUCCCCCUGAACUCGAUUCAUUAGGUUUAAAUUUUGAUAUACCUUCAGGUAGCGAAAGCCCCAAAUGGUCUGGACUAAAUUCAGAUAUGAGUUCAUCUUCUCCACAACCACAAGGAAUUCCUUCAAGGAAUCCAGUGGAUGAAUCUACCAGAACAAAUAGUGCAAAUUCAACCACCAAUUUAUCAGACCAAAAAUCUUCUCUUUUACAAAAACUACUUUCAGAAUAA
This is a messenger RNA of Sipha flava (yellow sugarcane aphid), 5359 nucleotides long. RefSeq names its product nuclear receptor coactivator 3-like. Gene Ontology annotation, biological process: cellular response to hormone stimulus; positive regulation of transcription by RNA polymerase II. The coding region runs from base 1070 to 5359 and encodes 1429 amino acids. The record is from RefSeq and is a predicted model, not a curated record. The transcript is spliced from 22 exons. Gene Ontology annotation, molecular function: protein dimerization activity; nuclear receptor binding. Lineage: Eukaryota; Metazoa; Arthropoda; Insecta; Hemiptera; Aphididae. Gene Ontology annotation, cellular component: nucleus.